CGCAUAAUGGAAAAAGGUAAGGUUUAUGCUACGAGUUGAGUCUCUGUGGAAUUCGAGUCCAGAAUUGGACAGGAGAGGGAGAAUUUUGAGGAUGAGGUAGAAGAAAAAUCCCAUUCCCUUAAAGCCUAGCCCACAAAACCACCAGUUGUUAUGCACAAACCGGAAAAUUUUUAAAGAGCCAAGAGCCAUAAGGCUGUAGGCAUGAAAAAGGGGUGGGUGGGGAUAGAGACUGGGAUUUCAGUAGGAUGGGAUAGCUGAAGUGGGAUAGGAAGGAAAUAGGGGGAUUUGUGAAGGAAAAAUUUUGGAAGGGAAAAUGGGGUUUAUUAAGAGCUUGAAGUAGAGUGACUUGUUUAGGCAGGGAAAAGAUAAGCGUUAUGUUAGCCUUCUAUACUGGUAGGAAUAUUCAGUAUCCAGUUUUAAUUUAUAUUAGCAGUAGUACUAUCAACGUCCUAGAAUAUUAGAUCGGGAUGCUCUUCAACAUAAUAUGAAAUAAUUAGAACAACUAAAUUUUUGUAGAGAAUCCUAUCGAUUUUUAAUACUUUUCACAUUUGGUUGAUAACAAAUAGUUCAUAUCUUUAUAUUACCUCAGAUUAAUUUUGCUUUUGUAUUGCAUUUCAUUAAAAUAUUUGCAAAUGGAGAAAAAUAUUAAAGAAUUACAACAUUAUGUAAUUUUCAAUCAAAGAAGCUUGAUUUGAUAUCAUUCAUCAAAAUUCCUAAAUUUUCUUCCAAAAAUGAAUGUCUAGCUCAUGGUUCUGUUAGUGAUCAAUUUCACCCAGAUAAAAGGAAAAUUUAUUUUCAAAUUUAUAAAAAUAAUUUAUCCCUAAUAUGAACUCUUUAGUAAUGGAGAAAAAUAGUAAUACUAAAAAUGGAGAGCAAGAUCAGCUUAAUCCAGAAUCAGAUAUCAAAAACUCAUUGAUUCAAUGAUAUAACGACAGCAUCAAAGAUGGCAAAAGAGUAGAUAUCUCUAAGACUCUUGAAGAGUACCAAAGCAAAUUUAACGUCCCCAAGGUACUAAUCAUGAAGUGGUUAGGAAUAAACCAGCAAAAGUCCUUGUUCAAGAGUACAAAAUUCCAAGACAAUCUUAGCCAAAGCUUCAUCUCACAAGACUCUGAAUAUACAAUCUCUGAGCCUUCGCCACUGAUUCCCAACGAAGCUCAGCAAGCUCAGAUCAAACAAAAUCUUGGACAAACUUUUAAAUGGAUAUUAGACAAAGAAUCUAAAAAGUCUUUGAGCAGGUCUCCUUCUUCAAAACUAAGCACAUUCAUGCCUGAAAACAGAAGAGCAAGCUGUCUGAACUCCUUGAACUUGAAGCUUGAGAUCCCACAAAACAAACAAUUAGAUAAAUCUGUUGAUGAUACACCAGAUUCGAAUCUUUCUCCUAAAAAUCUGAAAAACGAACUCGAAGAAAUUAAUGAGUGUAAAGAAGAUGACCAAUAUUUUAACGAAGCUCCUCAAACACAGAGGAAGCCAAAGAACAUCAUAAAACCCAGUUUCAUCAUCAGAAAGAAGAACAUACCUUCAGUUAAGAUUUCGAAGGUUUCAGAGACUCCUAAAAAGGAACUUAAAUCUCCAGCAUGUGAAGAGAAGCAGCCCCAGACAGAGAGGAAGCUCAAAAUUAAAAAGAAUCGGAAGAUCUUACAGUCAGCUAAAAAGAGUUUACGGCCUUCAUCAAGAACGAGUCAGAGAAGCGGAAGAAAGAGUGGAGAAAAUUUUAAAGACAGAAAAUCGUCUCUCCCUAACCUUAAUAAAUGGGAUCCAUCCAAAGUAGCUCAAAGUUAUUUCAAAUCCUCUCUAAAUAGUUUGGCUAACAUAGAGAAUACUUCAAAUACACAAACUAACGGACAGAGGAAGGAAAAAGGCAACUAUAUGACUUCUAAACACGCCUCUUCCAAGUCUAAACUUCUGGGUGAUACAUUCCUUUUCGCUAAUGAAUUCUCUCGAAAUGAUGAAAAAUCAUAUCUAAAUCUGAACAAUCACUGGUUCUUUAAAGCCAAAAGAGGGGCGAUGAAUAGGAAGUCCUUUAACACGAUUUCCAUGAAAGAUUUCUUGACCAAUGACACCUUGGAGACUAGUAGAAGGCUCCUACCUGAUUUAAACAAUAAAGAAUCUAGAAAGAUGCCUAAGUUUAAUGACUACAAAUCUUUCUCAAUCAAGACUACCUUCUCACCACCUAAAAUUAGCAAUAAGGCUUUUGUGGCCUCAGAUCAGAAUUUUUUGAAGAUUAAAAGGAACCAUCGCUAUUCUAAAAAUGUUCUUAACCAAGGAUUAAACAGUAAUUUGAGAGCAAGUCUUGGGAACAAGAAUUCUUAUUCCACCUCUAAUCUGAGGAACUUUGUAGGAAGCUCCACUUUAAAGCCAGGAUUAUCCAAGGCAGAACUUAAAGAGAUUAGUGAACACCAGAGCUUGAGUUCAUCAAGAGAAGUAUCUUUAGAACAAAUCGAUGAGAGCAACAAGGAAAUCCCCAAGCAAUACAUUAACCUCAGAAAAUCCUUUAAGGAAAUAAGUAAUAGUACAUCCAAAAGUUCCAAGAAGCAGAGCACUUUCAAGAUCAGGAAAAACAAGAGUAGGAGUAAAAAGAGUCCCUCUCUUUGUUAA
Molecule: messenger RNA, 2595 nt
Organism: Moneuplotes crassus
Lineage: Eukaryota; Ciliophora; Spirotrichea; Euplotida; Euplotidae
Source: the annotation of a GenBank genome assembly